CUUUUUUUUUUAAAAACAAUCAAAUUAAUUUUAUUUAGAAAUAUAAUGUGUAAAUUGCUUUUAAUAUUCUUCAUGCCGAUGGUUGUGAUCUUCUGCGAUUAUCACGGUAAAGAGCUUCUCAAAGAUUUGUGCGAAGUUAAAAAGGAUGGAACGAGUAAUAUAAAGGACUUCUUUGCUUCUAGAAAGCUUACCAAACUUAAAAACCAGAUUUACUUGAGAAGAGAAUGGGACAAGAUUGUUUGGAAUGCUAAUUUUAAGGACAUUUUCAAGAAUGGAAUAUUCUUACGCGAAUAUUAUUUAAUAAUUCUUUGGCUACCUAUAAAACCUGAAUACCUUAGCGUUGAAAGCGAUUUAAGGGUAAAUCUUGCUAUAUCAUCUUCUAGUGGAUAUAUAUGGAGAAUCGAUUUUAGUAAUCCUGACAGAAUCAGUGAAGCAUUCGACCUUCCAAAUAACAUAAAAUACGAUGAAGUAGUACAGGAUGGUAAAGAUAUGGUUUUAAAAAAAUAUGACAAGGAUGGAAAAAUAGUCAACAUCACUAGGUAUCCAAAUUCACUUAUAUAUGCUGUGAGUAAUAAUUAUAAACUGUCUGGAAAAACUCAUAAAUUCAAAUAUGUUCUCAAGACAUGUAAAGGUUAA
Messenger RNA from Gordionus sp. m RMFG-2023, 636 nucleotides. RefSeq lists its product as uncharacterized. NCBI's taxonomy places the organism in Eukaryota, Metazoa, Nematomorpha, Gordioida, Chordodea, Parachordodidae. The record is from RefSeq and is a predicted model, not a curated record. Bases 46 to 636 code for a protein of 196 amino acids. The transcript is spliced from 6 exons.